Molecule: messenger RNA, 1757 nt
Organism: Thalassophryne amazonica
Lineage: Eukaryota; Metazoa; Chordata; Actinopteri; Batrachoidiformes; Batrachoididae
Gene: cyp2u1
Product: cytochrome P450 2U1
Exons: 5
Coding region: 116-1702 (528 amino acids)
Biological process (GO): xenobiotic metabolic process
Cellular component (GO): intracellular membrane-bounded organelle; cytoplasm
Molecular function (GO): oxidoreductase activity, acting on paired donors, with incorporation or reduction of molecular oxygen, reduced flavin or flavoprotein as one donor, and incorporation of one atom of oxygen; iron ion binding; heme binding
Source: RefSeq, a predicted model, not a curated record
AGCGCGAGUCGGUCGCUGUAUGUUGAUGACUUUAGCAAAGCUUUGAAGUUAGUUUUUGUUAAAAUGGGAUGAAAUUAGCGACGCAGGGGUUCGGUCUUUUGGACUAAAUGACACCAUGACGUCGUUGUCAUGGCUGCAGCAGCUACUCGGUUCGCUUUUAUCCCAUAUAGACGGUUUAGCGUUAGCAAUAUUUCUGACGCUGUAUUUCUCGCUCUAUAUUCACUGCAAACGGCGGAAAGUCGGUAAUAUUCCUCCCGGUCCGACUCCGUGGCCGGUAGUCGGUAACUUCAGUCGUUUUCUCGUCCCUUCUUUCGUGUGGAAGAGGACUGAAGGAGGCCGCUCCGCCGAGGCGUCUCCUCAGGUGGUUUUAAUGCAGCAGGCCAAAGUUUACGGUGAUUUAUACAGUAUUUACGCAGGGAGGCAGCUGAUCGUUGUGCUGAAUGGUUAUGACGUCAUCAGGGAUGCGCUGUCGGACCAUGCUGACGUGUUUUCUGACAGACCAGACAUUCCCGCCAUCACCAUCCUGACAAAGCGCAAAGGAAUAGUUUUUGCACCUUAUGGGCCAGUGUGGAGAAAGCAGCGCAAGUUCUGUCACACCACACUCCGUAACUUUGGCCUGGGAAAGCUGAGCUUAGAACCUUGCAUCUUGGAAGGACUAGCCAAUAUCAAGACGGAACUGCUGCGACGAAGUGAGGAAUCUGGCAAUGCUGGUGUGGAUAUGGCUCCUCUCAUCAGCAACGCCGUGUCAAAUGUUAUUUGUUCAAUGAGCCUAGGCCAGCGCUUUCAUCACGAAGACCACAACUUCCGUACUCUGUUGGACCUGAUGGCACGUGGGAUGGAGAUCGGCGUGAACAGCCCUGCCGUCCUUAUCAACAUCUUUCCACUCCUGUACUACCUGCCUUUUGGGGUGUUCAAGGAGUUGCGACAGGUGGAAGAAGACAUCACAGUGUUUUUAAAGCGAAUCAUUACAGAGCAUAGGUCAACAUUAGACCUUCAGAACCCACGGGACCUUAUCGACAUGUACUUGAUGGAGAUGUUGAACCAGGAGAUGGCUGGAGAAGAGGACAGCAGUUUCACAGAGGACUAUCUCUUUUAUAUCAUAGGAGAUCUCUUUGUUGCUGGAACAGACACCACAUCUAAUUCAGUGUUAUGGAUUCUGCUCUACAUGGUGUUAUACCCUGAUAUCCAAGAGAAGGUACAUGCAGAGAUUGACGAAGUGGUGGGCAGACAUCGUGUCCCGUCUCUGACUGAUAAGGGAAGCUUGCCUUUUACUGAAGCGAUGAUCAUGGAGGUGCAGAGAAUGGCUGUUGUCGUGCCUUUGGCAAUUCCUCACAUGGCCACUGAAACGACAGUUUUCCGAGGCUACACGAUUCCCAAAGGGACCGUUAUUGUGCCCAACCUGUGGUCAGUUCAUAGAGAUCCCACUGUGUGGGAGAACCCGGACACUUUCAACCCAGCACGAUUCUUGGAUGCAAAUGGAAAGCUUCUAAGAAAGGAGUUCUUCAUACCAUUUGGAAUUGGCCGCAGAGUGUGCAUGGGAGAACAGCUGGCUAAGAUGGAGCUCUUCCUGAUGGUUACCACCUUAAUGCAGGCGUUUAGCUUCAGGCUACCAGACAGGAUGGCUCCUCCUCCUCUGCAGGGACGGUUUGGCUUGACGCUGGCACCGUGUUCAUACCAAGUGUGUGCGAGUCCUCGCUCAUGAUACUGCCUGGAGAAUUCACUGUUGCUCUGGACCUUGAAAACUGCUAAAUUAUUAU